AGGUGAUGCUCUGUGGAAGCGUCCGUGUUCCAGCUGGGGAAACGGCGACUGGAUUCGCGGGAGGUGGUCAGAAUGCAACAUCCGUGGGAUUUAUUAUUUAGUCUCUUACUAUUAUGUUCAGUAAGUGCAGAAUCUGAAGAUCCAGAAGUUGAAGUAGAAAAUUUUGACCAAAGUUCAGAAGACACUAACACUGAGACAGGCAGAUCCUCCAUGGAGGUUGUAUACAAAACACCAGAGCCUAUAGGAGAAGUGUACUUUACUGAAACCUUUGAUGAUGCAAUAUUGUCUGGGUGGGUUUUAUCUCGGACCAAAAAGGAGGAUACAGAUGAAAAUAUUGCAAAGUAUGAUGGAAGGUGGGAAAUAGAACCAUUAAAAGAAAACACAGUGCCUGGUGACAGAGGAUUGAUACUAAAAUCAGUAGCAAAACAUCAUGCAAUAUCAACUAUGUUAACAAAGCCAUUUGUUUUUGAUAUUAAGCCACUGAUUGUUCAAUAUGAAGUGAACUUUCAGGAUGGCAUUGAUUGUGGUGGUGCAUAUGUUAAACUUCUAUCCAAAAGUGACGAUUUGGAUCUGGAAUACUUCUAUGAUAAAACAUCAUACACAAUUAUGUUUGGGCCAGAUAAAUGUGGAGAAGACUAUAAACUACACUUUAUCUUUAGACAUAAACAUCCUAAGACUGGGGAUUAUGAGGAAAAGCAUGCCAAACGACCUGACGUAGAUCUGAAAAAAAUUUAUACUGACAAGAAGACCCAUCUAUAUACCCUUGUGCUGAAACCUGAUAAUACUUUUGAAGUAUUAAUUGACCAAGCAGUUGUCAGCAAGGGAAAUCUCCUAGAAGACAUGAUUCCACCUAUAAACCCACCAAAAGAAAUAGAAGAUCCUAAUGAUAAGAAGCCUGAAGAUUGGGAUGAGAGACCUAAAAUACCUGAUCCUGAUGCUGUAAAGCCAGAUGACUGGAAUGAAGAGGAGCCUCCAAACAUAGAAGAUCCUGAUGCUGUUAAACCUGAAGGAUGGCUUGAUAAUGAACCUGAAUACAUUCCAGAUCCAAAUGCAGAAAAACCAGAAGACUGGGAUGAAGAAAUGGAUGGGGAGUGGGAAGCUCCACAGAUUCCUAAUCCAAAAUGUGAAGCUGCACCUGGUUGUGGGGUAUGGGCACACCCCAUGAUGAACAAUCCAAACUAUAAAGGAAAAUGGAAGCCUCCAAUGAUAGAAAAUCCGAACUAUCAGGGUAUAUGGAGUCCUCAGAAAAUUCCUAAUCCUGACUAUUUUGAAGAUACUCAUCCUUUUCAGAUGACUACUGUUGAUGCUAUGGGUUUAGAACUCUGGUCUAUGACAUCUAAUAUUUACUUUGAUAACUUCAUAAUAUGUUCAGACAAAGAAGUUGCUGAUCGAUGGGCAGCAGAUGGCUGGGGCUUUAAAAAAUUGAUUGCAAGUGCCAACGAACCUGGUAUGUUCAGCCAGUUGGUAACUGCUGCAGAAGAGCGCCCGUGGCUUUGGAUAAUUUAUAUCUUAACGCUGGCACUACCUAUAGGAAUGGGCAUAUUGUUCUGCUGGCCAUCCAAGAAAAUGGAUGAAGAUAUAGACUACAAAAAAACUGAUUUAGCUAAGCCAAUUACAAAAGGAGAACUAGAACAAGAGAUAUCAGAAAAGGAUGAAAUAAAAAAAAUCAGUGAAAAUAUUGGUGAAGGAGGUGGUGAAGAUGAUGAUUAUGAAGAAGAAAAUGACACUGCUGAAAGAAGUCAAGAGGAAGAGGAUAAUAAAUCUCACUCAGAAGAGGAUGAGAUGAGAGAAGCAGAUGAAAGCACUGGGUCUGUUGAUGGACCUGCAAAAUCAGUACGUAAACGAAGAGUUCGAAAAGACUAACACACUUCCAUCUAGUAUUAUUUAUGUUUCUAGUUACAGAAUCCAGUCAUACUGUUUUAACACUGGAACAGGGAUGGAGAUUAUUAACUCUUAAACAAAGACUGAACUCAGUUUGGAUUUUAAGUCCUAUUUUCCAGACCCUCUUUAUCUUGUCAGGUUUUUCAUUU
Messenger RNA from Protobothrops mucrosquamatus (brown spotted pit viper), 2030 nucleotides. RefSeq names its product calmegin (gene CLGN). Gene Ontology annotation, molecular function: calcium ion binding. Gene Ontology annotation, cellular component: endoplasmic reticulum membrane; endoplasmic reticulum. The record is from RefSeq and is a predicted model, not a curated record. The coding region runs from base 73 to 1863 and encodes 596 amino acids. Lineage: Eukaryota; Metazoa; Chordata; Lepidosauria; Squamata; Viperidae. Gene Ontology annotation, biological process: protein folding. The transcript has 15 exons.